AUGGAAGAUAUUUUAGAUCAAGUGAAAAAACUUAGUGCAGACGAACUGAGGACGCAGCUGAAGGAAUACGGAGAGACUGUCGGACCUAUUUUACCUACGACGAUUUCAUUAUUUCAAAAACGGUUGGCGAGAAAAAUCCUUGCAUCCCAUCAAACAACUUCGACCACGAUUUCAAAACCUUCCAUUGAUGACAGUGCAGUCACUUCAUUGUCAAAAGGAAAAGAAGGGAAGAAUGACAGAUGUAUUAAUGGGGCCGUUGUUAGGUCCACUAAUUCUCAACCAGAAUCAUCGACAGCAUCGAAUGGUUUGGCAAGCUUCAAAAUUGUUCCAGAGGGUGAAAAAUCUCAAGAUAACAAAACGAAGAUAAAUUUGGAAGCAUGUCAUUUUUAUGGAAUCAGUUUACCUGCAACUAUCCAUAAGGAAGAGAUCGAAGAUAAAUGCUUUGUCUUUACUGAUAAAGAUCUGGCCUUGAAAACAGUUAAGAAAUAUACUGGAGCACGUUUCAAAGUAUUCAAGUCAAAGCCGGAAGCUGAUGAAUUUUCCCUUAAUUCUGCUGAUGUCAACUCUCCAUGGAAAAAAGAAUCGAAGGGCCCAACUGAGUCUUCAUUUCUGUCAACUGGAGUAAGUGUGGAAAGCUGCCCAUUCAAAGCUCCGAAGAUACAAGAGUUAACUGCCCUUAGGAAAAAGAUAGAACAGGGUGAAUGUCGUGUGGUAGAGAACAUGUUCUGGGAAAACCCUCGUUUGCUUAUCAGCAGUGGAGACACUCCUGUCAUCUUACAGGAGAGUUCACGCUACAAUGCCCUCCAUGUGGCUGCCAAGAACAAUCAGGCAGCCAUGUGUCAACUGAUCCUAGAUACUCUGGAGGAUCCAAACCUGAUUGACAAGCUUUACGCUCACACCAAUGAGACUCAGCUAACACGCACCAACAGGAUCAACUUUGUGGUGGAUCUAUACCUCAACACUCCAGACAAAGGGAGCUGUGAAUCCCCUUUGCACUUUGCCUGUAAGUUUGGACACAAAGAUGUUGUUUCUGUGAUUGUAUCGCAUCCCAAGGUCGACCGGUUUUUCCGUAACAACUAUGGUCAGACUGCUGCUGAUGUGAUUUGCAGUAGAUGUACAGACCCAGAUGAAAAUUUGAAAGAUGAGAUUAAAGAAUUAUUAGAAGGUCAGUAUUAUGUACCUCUGGUCAGGUCAGAGGACAACACAACACAGCCUGUGAUUGGCCCUCCCUGGUCUCCAGACAGUAAGAAUCCUGCCAUGAAUGUCCCUUUCUCUUCAUGGAGCCCAAAGGAUCCACUUAUGGCUGUAAAGGCAUGUGCAGGACCUAUGACACCUUCAAGGGCAGAACAGUUCCACAAACAAUGGACUACUCCUCCAAGUGGGAGUCCGGACUAUAUCCGUCGGAAAUUUGUCAUAACUCGUCGUGAGGAUAGCGACAAAGGAAUGGAACGCCUUGGCCGAGACUUGGCACACCAAAUGCAAGUCCCGUGGCUGGAGUACUGGGAAUUCCUACAAACUUAUGCUGACCUUUCUUCUGAAGAUGGACUUGACCUUUUGGAGGAAUAUUUCCAGAAACAAAGAAUUGCAUUGUGUAUUGCUGAUGGUAUAGAGAAACUGGACCAGCUGGCUGUGAGUCAUGCUAGCGUAGCAGGAAGUGACAUUGGAAUCAGUCAGUAUAGCAACUUUUCAUGGAAUCUGUUAGCAUUGAGAGAAGAAGUUGAAAAAGACUUGGAGAGUUCAGAUCAUGAUAAUGAUUUUGAUUCUAUUGAUCUAGACGAAGAAGUAUUUAGUUCACCGAAACGAGAACCUCAGCUUCAGAAUGGAGGUGCUUGUAAAGUAGAAAAUGGUGUUGGGUCUUUAGCGACCAAUGGAACACCUCCUUCUAUGAGAAGUUCAUAUCUACGUAACAACCAAAAUCUUUACAGUACCCCUGUCGGUGGUGAGAACUACGGGUAUGGACGAGCCGGUUUCCUUAAUCGGUCAAUGGAGAGAAGUGACCUCAUGUUUCAGUCCACUGACAGCAUGACUGGCAACGGCAGUCCCAUUUCCUGCCUCUCUGCACUGUUUGCCAAGCUGUCCCUACUGGAUCGUUCCCGUUCAUCUCCAAGAGGAAUCUCAAAGUUUAUAUCUUGUACGUCCUGUAUGGGCAAUCGUUCUCAGUACAUCUCCUCACCAGGGGACUACCCAAUGGAUGCAUCAUAUGUAUCAGUAAAACCCUACAGCAAAAUCCCUUACUUCAAGGAAGCAAAUGAUACCUACAACGCGCACGUCGCUUCUCAUGAGGGAUCCGAAUCUGUUACUCAAAGUAACGUCCCAGUCAGUGUUUGGAAACGCCCACCUCUGACAAAAAUUGAACGAGAAGAACUGGAAUCAGAAAAACUGAAAGUGUCUCCUGGUGCAAAAUCUGAUAUGAACUGGAGAAGUAGCAAACCGACAUCAUUUGGUUCAGAAAGUGAUCCAGAACCGAAUUUACUGACUGAUUCUCAGAGCUCAGAACUUGAUGAUAGCAUAAAUGAACUGACAAACAAUUUAAAGAAAGUGGAGCUGCAGGAGGGGAAGGUUUCUGUGAACCAGUCAGAGGAUGGGUCCAGUAUUGACUGGCAGAAUGCCUCCAGUCGUCUUAAUGUCACCCUAGAAAUGGACAGAGACAAAAUAUCAGGCAUUAUGUUUGAAUCUUUAUUUGAAACUCUAAAUGAGAGAAAAAAUCUGGAAAAUGUGAGUAACUACAGAUCAGCUCCUAUACAAACCAGACAGGACAUAGUGGUGGAUUUGAAAGAGGAACUUUUGUUAAAAAGUGACAUGAUUGUCGCUGAUGUAGCUGUGAUACCGUUCCAUUGUAGCGUCGCAGAGAUGCACCUUUUUAAUGACAUUCCUUUCAAAGUCAUUCAGGAUAACCCCGAGAUGGACAAAAGCAUGGACAUGGAAACCCAUCUACCUGCUAUUAUUGAUGUCAAGUUCAAUUUUAUUGGACGUGACAUUACACAGGCUCUCACCAUCAGUAAUAGUCUCAAGUCGAAAAUGUUUUUCAUACAUGGAUACCGACCUACAAAGUCAGACUUAGAUGCCUAUCGGGCUAUGGAGGGGGCUACUGUGGACAAUGAUCGGUACCCUACUGUGCAAAAGUGGAGAGCCCAGGUACUGUCCUAUGCCACAGACUCUACCUUCAGUUGGCAGAGCCCCGCGAAAGUGAGAAAGCAGUCCAACCUGUCUUCAAGUUUCCCUCUUGGUUCUGCUAAACCACAGUCAGAUAAUCCUAUAACAUUUAGUCCAGUAGCACCACGGAGUCCAAGACACUCCAUGACCUCGAGUCUCACUAUGCCAAACAUUCGGACACAAUUAUUUUCAUCUUCAGGUCCAAAGAACCGCUGGUCAAUGAUAAAUUGAAUGUUGUAAACUUUGACCUUAGAUACAAUACAGAUCUGUUGUGGUUUUAGAGUGCUUGACCUUUGACCUGUCAUAUCAGAUUUAAUGAUUGGAAUUAACGACAUCAGUAUUUGAGUGUAACACAUGUGUUUUCCUGAUAAAACUCUGAAAGAUUACAAUCUACAGUUACACUUGUUAUAGAUUCUAACCACAGUGUGUUGGUAACAUUUACGUGAGUGCUGAAACAUAUUAGAGGUCAUGGCUGUUUGUAUUUCUGGAGAAGCUGAAGAACAGACAAGUCUGUGAUGACUUGGUUGUGUACUUGAACUAGACAAAUUGCCGUAAUUGCCCUGGAUGGUCGUGAUGGGCCUCCCAUAUGCUGUUAGUGAGGUAACCACCAGCUUCUACAAGGAGACGCCACUUUCAGAAUGAACGUGGCUAUUUUGGGGCAAUAAAGCCAAAAAAAAAAAAAAAAAAAAACAAAGAAAUUGAUCAUUUGUCAAACUGCUUUUACAAUGGAGAUCUGUAUUGAUAUUUUGUUUAUGUAUAGUAAUGAUAUUACUGAUUUUACUGGAUAUUUUUUAAUGUUGAACAAUUCAGUUUACUGGAGUAGGAUAAAUUCUUGUUUGUCUGUAUCUAUAUAUGUGUCAUUUCACUAUAACAACCAAGUUGUCAUUGUUCAUAUGGAGCAAUGUUGAUUCAGUUCUUGAUGAAUUUUUUUUAUCUUAUUUCUUUUAAUAGAUAAUACCAAAUACAAUCCAAUAUUUAAAAUCUGAAACUUCUUUAACCUAUUCUGGAUUGAAUCUUUGUUCAGCAAACUGUGCUUAGUUUCUGACAAUUUUCCUUCAGUUCUGACUCUACAAACAAAAUAUGAAGGGGGUUCACAACACUAUAUUAAUUAGGUAAUACAUUGUAUGUUGUACACCAGAGCAUUAACACUGGGUUAGUAUCAGUGUCUUUAGCUUUUGAUCAUAGAUAGUGUCGGUAACCUUCAGCUGAGUAUUAGAGACUUUAGGUGGGUCAUAGUGACCCUAGAUUUCAGCUGGGUGAUAGAGACUUCAGUCAUAUUAUCGAUAGACUUUAGUUGAGUCAUAGUAUCUGUAAGCUUAAGUCGAGUCAUAGUAUCGAUAGACUUUAGAUAAGUCAUAGUAUCGAUAGACUUUAGUUCAGUCAUAGUAUCUGUAAGCUUAAGUCGAGUCAUAGUAUAGAUAGACUUUAGUUCAGUCAUAGUAUCUGUAAGCUUAAAUCAAGUCAUAGAAUCGAUAGACUUUAGUUCAGUCAUAGUAUCGAUAGACUUUAGUUCAGUCAUAGUAUCUGUAAGCUUAAGUCGAGUCAUACUGUCCUUUAACUUAAUCAAAUAUUCAAGUUGUAGAAGUCGAAGAAUUACUGGCCUUCAUAUGUGGAUACUAUAUGAGACUUUGUUCAGAUUUUGUUUACUGUGGCACUCAUGCUACACUUGAUUCAGUUUCCAUUAUAGUAGAAGCCAGAUAUUCAAUAUUUUAUGGGUCUGUAUAUAGAUAAAUAUCAAAUACAAGCAUUGAUAUGCUUUACCUUGGAUUAGGGAAAAUAAGAGAGGUGUCUUGUAGUCUGUAUUUCCUUAACAAAGGAAAUGUUGAUAAGAAUUUCUCAGAAAUUAAUGGAGCAGAAUUCAACUGAAACCUGGAGAGGUGUUUUGUAUGCAGGCCUGGAGGUAGGUUGAAAUAAACCUGGAGAGGUGUUUUGUAUGCAGGCCUGGAGGUAGGUUGAAAUAAACCUGGAGAGGUGUUUUGUAUGCAGGCCUGGAGGUAGGUUGAAAUAAACCUGGAGAGGUGUUUUGUAUGCAGGCCUGGAGGUAGGUUGAAAUAAACCUGGAGAGGUGUUUUGUAUGCAGGCCUGGAGGUAGGUUGAAAUAAACCUGGAGAGGUGUUUUGUAUGCAGGCCUGGAAGUAGGUUGAAAUAAACCUGGAGGGGUGUUUUGUGUGCAGGCCUGGAGGUAGGUUGAAAUAAACCUGGAGAGGUGUUUUGUAUGCAGGCCUGUUGGUAGGUUGAAAUAAACCUGGAGAGGUGUUUUGUAUGCAGGCCUGGAGGUAGGUUGAAAUAAACCUGGAGAGGCAUUUUAUUAUGUGAGUCUGGAGAUAGGAUGAAAUAAACCUGGAGAGACGUUUUAUUAUGUUUGUCUGGAGAUAGGAUGAAAUAUGCCUGGAGAGACGUUUUAUUAUGUUUGUCUGGAGAUAGGAUGAAAUAUGCCUGGAGAGACGUUUUAUUAUGCGAGUCUGGAGAUAGGAUGAAAUAAACCUAGAGAGACGUUUUAUUAUGCGAGUCUGGAGAUAGGAUGAAAUAAACCUAGAGAGACAUUUUAUUAUGUGAGUCUGGAGAUGCCUCCAUUCACAAUAGUUACAAAAGUCCAAAAAUCCUUAAAAUGUUGCCAUGAAAGUUCAGUAUAUACUAUAGACACACAAAGGUUCCAUUCUGACUACACAUAGAGUUCACAAAUGAUUAUACACCUGCAUUCCACUUGUGAUAUCUGUGAGUCUGGAAAUAUGCCUGGAGAUGUUUUAUCAUGUAAUCCUGAUGGUAGGUUGAAUAUGCCUGGAGAGAUGUUUUGUUAUGUGAGCCCAGUGUUUUCAGAGAAAGUGAUAAUUUUUGUGGUUCUGGAUGUUAAGUACCUGAUAUCUGAAGUGACACUUAUAAUUUGUCUAUUAUAACAGUUGUAUAACUGUUAACUUGCCUACUAGACAUGAUGUAAGCUAUCCACUGAUUUCUCUUUGAGGGUACACAAGCUGGUGAAAACCACACUUGUAGGACAAAAAUCUUGUCGAUAUGUACACUGUAAAGUUGUGCAAUGUUCAGUUGAUUCAGCUUCAGUAAUACAAUGUACUGCAUGAAAUUUGCCUUUUUUGACGUCUGUUUUAUAUCAAAGAUGUUGAUUCCUGGUAUUGUUUUCUUUAUCAUGUUGUCUGACCAAGUUAAUGGCUGACCAGGUAAAUCACGUAUAGAUAGUAACCCCUUCCCUGUUAUAGGCUUCAUUCCAUCUAAUAAUACACAUUUUGAUAUUAAAAAUUACACAGAGUUGCAGUAUAUAUUAACUUACCAUAAAAUUACCUGCUUAUUCUACUUGGUUUCUAACUGUUUGUAAAAAGUUUUACAUCAUAGUAUUGUAACCCUGGUAAAAUACUAGCCGCAAUAUACCACUCGGCCAGAGAGAACUUCUCUUUAGCUCGAAUGGCUGAGCGUCAGACUAGUAAGCCAGGGGUCCUGGGUUCGAUUCCCAGAGGAGGCAUUGAGAUGAAAAAUUACAUCUGUUACAGUAUAGUAAACUAAAUCAUGUGAUAAAAUGGGAUCUUAUUCUUCUUCACUUGAAAUUUAUGCUUAAUCUUGUAUUGAUUGUUGUGGAGAGUUGACGUGUUGAAGUAGGGUAGGCAUAAUAAACUUUAAUAUUAAAUUAAUUUCAAAUUUUGAAAAGAAAUUGAUAAGUGUGGUGUACUGUUGAUCAAUGUCACAUAGAUGUUUGAAGUGUUGGAUUAUUUUUUAUGUUUACCUAAAACCUACUGCCUUCCCAGUUUAUAUGGUGAAAUGUACUGGACCAGAUGCUAAUCAAAGUAGUUUGUGUUGUAAUGGUCAGUUUUAUUGUCAGUUUUAGAGACCGUUGAGUAGAAAUAUUAUUUUUCCUUCGACCAAAUUGUGUUCAUAUUACUAUAAAUAAUCAAGUGUUGUGAAACUUUGUGCAAUAUGUGAUAAAGAAUAAUUUGCAUGUAGAUACAUGUACUAGAAAAUUGUUUUACUUUUUGUUCAUUUAAAAUAUGUUGCUUUUUCUGCAAUUUCAACGUGAUAUUUUGAAACUAAAUAAGUUUACAUUCUGUC
Ylistrum balloti is the source of this 7203-nucleotide messenger RNA. RefSeq names its product ankyrin repeat and LEM domain-containing protein 2-like. Gene Ontology annotation, biological process: negative regulation of phosphorylation. The coding region runs from base 1 to 3384 and encodes 1127 amino acids. Gene Ontology annotation, molecular function: protein phosphatase 2A binding. The transcript is spliced from 11 exons. Gene Ontology annotation, cellular component: endoplasmic reticulum. The record is from RefSeq and is a predicted model, not a curated record. Lineage: Eukaryota; Metazoa; Mollusca; Bivalvia; Pectinida; Pectinidae.